GAACCCGAACCCGAACCCGAACCCGAACCCGAACCCGAACCCGAACCCGAACCCGAACCCGAACCCGAACCCGAACCCGAACCCGAACCCGAACCCGAACCCGAACCCGAACCCGAACCCGAACCCGAACCCGAACCCGAACCCGAACCCGAACCCGAACCCGAACCCGAACCCGAACCCGAACCCGAACCCGAACCCGAACCCGAACCCGAACCCGAACCCGAACCCGAACCCGAACCCGAACCCGAACCCGAACCCGAACCCGAACCCGAACCCGAACCCGAACCCGAACCCGAACCCGAACCCGAACCCGAACCCGAACCCGAACCCGAACCCGAACCCGAACCCGAACCCGAACCCGAACCCGAACCCGAACCCGAACCCGAACCCGAACCCGAACCCGAACCCGAACCCGAACCCGAACCCGAACCCGAACCCGAACCCGAACCCGAACCCGAACCCGAACCCGAACCCGAACCCGAACCCGAACCCGAACCCGAACCCGAACCCGAACCCGAACCCGAACCCGAACCCGAACCCGAACCCGAACCCGAACCCGAACCCGAACCCGAACCCGAACCCGAACCCGAACCCGAACCCGAACCCGAACCCGAACCCGAACCCGAACCCGAACCCGAACCCGAACCCGAACCCGAACCCGAACCCGAACCCGAACCCGAACCCGAACCCGAACCCGAACCCGAACCCGAACCCGAACCCGAACCCGAACCCGAACCCGAACCCGAACCCGAACCCGAACCCGAACCCGAACCCGAACCCGAACCCGAACCCGAACCCGAACCCGAACCCGAACCCGAACCCGAACCCGAACCCGAACCCGAACCCGAACCCGAACCCGAACCCGAACCCGAACCCGAACCCGAACCCGAACCCGAACCCGAACCCGAACCCGAACCCGAACCCGAACCCGAACCCGAACCCGAACCCGAACCCGAACCCGAACCCGAACCCGAACCCGAACCCGAACCCGAACCCGAACCCGAACCCGAACCCGAACCCGAACCCGAACCCGAACCCGAACCCGAACCCGAACCCGAACCCGAACCCGAACCCGAACCCGAACCCGAACCCGAACCCGAACCCGAACCCGAACCCGAACCCGAACCCGAACCCGAACCC
Messenger RNA from Amblyraja radiata (thorny skate), 1140 nucleotides. RefSeq names its product vegetative cell wall protein gp1-like. The transcript has a single exon. The record is from RefSeq and is a predicted model, not a curated record. NCBI's taxonomy places the organism in Eukaryota, Metazoa, Chordata, Chondrichthyes, Rajiformes, Rajidae. The annotation marks the transcript as partial.